Molecule: messenger RNA, 1152 nt
Organism: Fusarium redolens
Lineage: Eukaryota; Fungi; Ascomycota; Sordariomycetes; Hypocreales; Nectriaceae
Exons: 2
Coding region: 1-1152 (383 amino acids)
Source: RefSeq, a predicted model, not a curated record
AUGGCAGACUUGUACUAUUGGUUUUCCCUAAUAUUGACCGCGCUAACCGCGACCCUGGUAUGGUGGAAUAAUAAGAAGAAAAAUGAACUGAAACAUGCACUCCCACAGGGUAGCCAGCACCAUCAUCAAGAGUUGCCGAGCGAUUACAACGACAUCCAGCCUCUGGAAGACUUUGACUUGGACAAAGCCGAGCCAGUACAGACGCGGCCAUGGAAACCCAAGUAUCACCUUACGAUGGGUCUUGAGAAAACCACUUUCUCAGACGUGAUGCCUAUUGACAGAACUCUAGAGGAGAGGCUUGCUCUUCGACGGAAAAUUGUGAAUGAGCAUUCCGACAUGGUCAUUGCCUCUGAACCCUGUUCGGAGACUGCUGUGAAAGAGUUUUAUGUCUGGAUGGUUAGAACAUACCUACCUCGAAGAUAUCCGUCCAUCUACCAUUCCAAAGGGGACACGCUUUUCGGCCCAGCGUCAACUAAACUACCCCUCAAUCCGCCGAACGACGUCAAGACAAUGCUCCACCUGCUUGCCGAGAACAUCGACGCAGAGCUUUUCUUUCUUCAGCGGCAAGGUGACACUUACGUUGCAAAAGCACUUAUACUUUGCUAUGCCUUCUCGUUCAAUCCAUCCCUCAAGUUGAAUAAAACCUUGGCCGAGAUUCAUGGACCCGUUCCUGGCUAUAAAGAAAAGCUUGAGAGACCCAUGAACCGCUACUUCGCCUCCUUACCAAAGGGUAAAAUAGUUAAACGGCACAACUGGAACAUAGCCCUCGAUCGUGACCUUUUUGCUCCGCGGGAGAAUCCUUUGACAGUUUUGCCCUUGUGGUUGAUGGGUUGGAUUAAAAUGGUUCUUGAGUGGCUAGGUAUAGAGGUGCUGAAGAUGAAGAGUGCUGAUCUGGACCCCGAGCAAAUGAACGUUCGAUGUGAGAGGCAGACACUCCAUAGGUUGAUUGAAAGUGAGGACACGUUGGUGUUUGCAUUCAAGACAUACCAAUACCCUCUCAGGCAGAUUCGAGACGAAGGUGGAGGACCGGCAUUGGCUGAAGCAAUAAGGGGGAUUAAGGACGGUAGUGUACCUGCAAUCGCGUGGUACAAAGCAUCAGUCUAUUGGGGACAAGUUGUUGUGGAGUAUCUUCUUGGUGGAAGUUCUGACUAA